AGACAGAAGUUACCUUUGCUCUGGCCUGGACGACAAACAAUACAAACGGUUGAUCGUCGUCUAGUGUAAAAAAAUUCAAUACAAUUCAAAUAUAAAAAAAAACUAAAGAAAGAUACAAAAGAAUUUCAGAGCUUCACAUAAAAAUUUCUUAAAAAUUAAAGAAAAAAAUUUUAUAAAUAUUUUUUCAAAGAAAAAUAUCUUUUUUUUUUUAAAAAAAGAAAAAUAGUGUGAAGAGAGAGUGUGUCCCAGUGAACUGAAAUUUUAAAAAAUUUUAUUUUAAAAGUCAAAUAAAAAGAAAAUCUUUUAUUUUCAACAAAAAAAAAAUCAUACGAAAACCUAAAUAAGAAAAAAAUCUACCAAAAACUGCAGUGGAAACAGUAAAAAUACAGAAAAAAUUUCUUACGGAAAAAUAAAUUUAAAUUAAAGUGUUAAUUUUAUAAGAAAAAAAGUUUAACAAGAAAAAAAGAAGAAAUUUUAAAUUUUUUUCAACUUUAAUUUUUUGCAAGUUUUGACAGUGGCGUCCAACGAGUCUAAUCCUAACGCCGCCACAGGCAGUGGCACGGGUGAAACGGCCGCUUUAUUUUCGAAAUUCAAAAGUUUUUCUAUCGGCAGUGGUCCCAAUUCACCACAACGAGUUGUCUCAAAUCUACGCGGUUUUAUAACAAAUCGUCUAAGUAAUAUAUCCACAAACGAUACAGGAUGGAAAGAUUCUAUUUUAUCUUUACCAAAAAAAUGGCUUUCCACUGCAGAAUCGGUAGACGAAUUUGGAUUUCCUGACACACUCCCAAAGGUACCUGUCCCACCGUUGGAACAAACAAUGGCCGACUAUAUACGUGCAUUGGAACCCAUAACAACACCAGCCCAAUUAGAACGUACUAAGGCCAUUAUUAAGGAAUUUACAGCACCAAAUGGUUUGGGUCCAAGAUUACAUCAAUAUUUAGUAGAUCGUCGUGAAAGCGAAGAAAACUGGGCCUACCACUACUGGUUAAACGAUAUGUACAUGGAUGUACGUUUAUCGUUGCCAAUCAAUUCGAAUCCUGGUAUGGUUUUACCGCCACGACGUUUCACCACUGUUCAUGAUGUUGCCCGAUUUGCGGCGCGUAUUUUAGAAGGCAUUAUGGUGCACAAAGAAAUGCUUGAUAGUGGUAACUUACCACAAGAACGUGCUACAUCGCGUGAAAAGAAUCAACCUUUGUGUAUGGCUCAGUAUUAUCGUUUGUUAGGUUCAUGUCGCCGACCUGGUAUACAACGUGAUUCCCAGUAUUUGCCAAAGCACAAAACCGAAGACGAGCAUGUCAUUGUAUUUUGUCGCAAUCAAAUGUAUUGCAUUGUACUGAAGGCUCGUGAUCGUGGUAAACUGUCGGAGAGUGAAAUUGCUUCCCAAAUUCUCUAUGUGCUAAGUGAUGCUCCCUGUUUGCCCUCAAAACCACCACCUAUAGGUCUACUAACGGCCGAACCAAGAACACAAUGGGCUGAGGAUCGUGCCACCUUACAGUUGGAAGAGCAUAAUCAUCGUAACAUCGAAUUAAUAGAGACCGCUUUGAUUGUAUUGUGUUUGGAUGAACCAUUGCCAUUGACAUUUAAUGCUCGCGGCUUUACGGGAGCAACUCCGUCCGUGCAUUAUGCCGGUCAGAGAGAUGAAACUAAUAUGGCUCAUGAAAUGAUACAUGGCGGUGGUAGUGAGUAUAAUUCUGGCAAUCGUUGGUUUGAUAAGACCAUGCAAAUUAUUAUUUGCACUGAUGGUACCUGGGGUCUGUGCUAUGAACAUUCCACCUCGGAGGGUAUAGCAGUGGUCCAGUUACUAGAAAAGAUCUAUAAGAAAAUUUUGGAAAGUCCCUCGGAUGACAGUGGUGUACCUCAACAUCAUUUACCACCACCCGAACGUUUAGAAUGGGAAAUAGCUCCAGAAAUACAAAGACGUUUCGGACCGGCCUGUCAAUCAGUCGAUAGAGCCAUUGAUAAUUUGGACUUUUAUGUUUAUCGCUAUAAGGGUUACGGUAAGAAUUUCAUCAAAGCUUGCCAAGUUAGUCCAGAUGCCUAUAUACAAUUAUCUUUACAAUUAGCCUAUUUCAAAUUAUAUGGACAUUUGGUAGCCACCUAUGAGAGUGCUUCGACUAGACGUUUUCUAUUGGGUCGUGUCGAUUGUAUACGCAGUGCCAGUACCGAAGCUUUGGAAUGGGCUAAAGCUAUGUGCCAGGAUGAAGGUCCCAAUGUGGCUUUAGAAAGUGAUCGUGAAGAGGAAGAUGAUGCACGUAAAGUUAAAUUUAGCAUAUAUAGUAAAGAUUAUUUACGUGAAUUAUUCCGUUGUGCGGUAGCACGUCAAACUGAAGUAAUGGUACAAAAUAUUUUGGGUAAUGGCAUCGAUAUACCUUUAUUGGGUCUUCGGGAAGCUAGUCGCGAAGUAACUGGCGAAUUACAUGAACUGUUUACGGAUGAAUCAUAUCAAAUAUCACAGUGUUUCCUGUUAUCUACCAGCCAGGUGGCUUGUAGUACCGAUAGUUUUAUGGGCUAUGGACCGGUAACUCCAAAAGGUUAUGGUUGUUCAUACAAUCCACAUCCUGAUGAAAUUGUCUUCUGUGUUUCAGCAUUUUAUGCGUGUGAAGAUACAAGUGCUUCACGUUAUGCCAAAUCCCUACAAGAUUCUCUAGAUAUAAUGAGGGAUUUAUUGCAGAACUAAACUUAAAUACUAUUAUUGUUAUUAAUAAACAAAAAGGAACAAUUAAAAGAAAAACAAACAAACAAAUUGGGAAUAUUUAAACAAACUAUAAAAACACAAACAAUACAUAUCAUAAAAUGUACCUUAAGAAAUUUUAGAACAAUUAUACAAUUACAAUUAGUUAAAUUAAUUACAUACUUAUAAAACAAAGAAAAAAACCAUAUACAUAUAAAUAUAAAUUAUUGUAUGUUAUUAAUGCAAAUAGAAAUUAUUGAAAAAAAAAAAUUAAAAAUAAAUAUAUAAAUGUAUAUUAGAAAAUUACUAUACAAAAAAAAAACUUUUAGAAAAUUGUUAAUUAAAGAAUAUUUACAUGCAUACAUAUAUACUUAUAAAAACCAAUGAAAUCAAGACUAGAAACAUUUUAAAAAGUAAUCACAUAAUUUUCCUACGACCUAUCUUAGCGGAAAUUACAAAAUACACAAUUUAAAAAGGAUCUUACAUUGGGAAUAUUUUGAACUAUUCCCUAGUCAUUUUGUUCUAAUACUUCCAAAAUUGUAUUAAUUUCUGGGUAUAUUUUAGCACGUAUAUAUAUUUUUUCUUCUGCUUGGAUAAUUACCCGAUAGUUGUUUAAUAGUCACACAACACAAAAGCAAUAAUUAUAAGUUAUCAAAAAGUAUAUAGAUUUGUCUUAAUCCACGUAUUUAGAAAUAAUGUAGAAUAACUUUAUUAUGCCAAUAUAUUUGGUUCUAAAAUACAUGUCCCUAAGUUAUUGGACUGCAGCGGACUAUCGG
Molecule: messenger RNA, 3447 nt
Organism: Lucilia sericata (common green bottle fly)
Lineage: Eukaryota; Metazoa; Arthropoda; Insecta; Diptera; Calliphoridae
Gene: ChAT
Product: choline O-acetyltransferase
Exons: 8
Coding region: 818-2677 (619 amino acids)
Biological process (GO): acetylcholine biosynthetic process; neuromuscular synaptic transmission
Cellular component (GO): neuron projection; cytoplasm
Molecular function (GO): choline O-acetyltransferase activity
Source: RefSeq, a predicted model, not a curated record